Messenger RNA from Truncatella angustata, 1602 nucleotides. RefSeq lists its product as uncharacterized. The record is from RefSeq and is a predicted model, not a curated record. NCBI's taxonomy places the organism in Eukaryota, Fungi, Ascomycota, Sordariomycetes, Amphisphaeriales, Sporocadaceae. The transcript has a single exon. Gene Ontology annotation, molecular function: tocopherol cyclase activity. The coding region runs from base 97 to 1107 and encodes 336 amino acids.
AUUGUGAUUUAGGGACUCAAUCUCGCAUAACAAAUUUGAUUUACGAAUUGAGUGACCCUUAAGAGCCCAUCACCUCAGAUACAGACAUCGAGCGCCAUGGAACAUCAUGCACCCCAUCCAUCGGCGGCGUUUGAAGGUCACUAUAGCAAGUUCGACCUGCCAUCCGGAGCACACUUGGCGUUAAUAAUAUGCGAAGUGCGUGGUGCGAAAAGAAGGCCAUAUAUGGUAUCUUUUACCUACGUGCCGCAAGACUCUGCCACAUCGGAGAUAUACCAGAAGGAAGUGUGGGUUGAUAAGAUAGACAUGAAGCGCGAUGCAAAUGGUCAUAGUUUCAAUCUGAACGUUCCGGGUAUGGGCUUCGCUAGAUGGAGCGAAGACGGCUCGACAGAAUAUAGGUUGAAGCAUCCAGAUUUCACAAUAAAAGCCAAAGCCAACCCCGGAACCCCGUGGUCGCCUCGGACGUACACACCAGAGAGUCUGCUUGUCUACCUUCCUUUACCUCUGCACUGGCAUGUGCAAUCUUUGGCUUCUAAAUGCGCUCUCGAUUUGCAAAUACCGGAAUACGAUCUUCCUUCCGUAGACAGAUCAGGAACGGCCAUGCUCCACGAAGAAAAGAAUUGGGCUAACAGUUUCCCAUCUGCGCACAUGUGGCUUCAAGCGCGCAAUGGAGACAGGGGCUUCUGCUGCGUUGGAGGCCAGAUUCUGGGUAUGGAAGCUUUCCUCCUCGGUUAUCGAAGCAAAAAUCUCAACGUCGACUUUCGACCUCCGUUUGCAGUUCGUCUUGCAGGACUCAGUCCGUUCAUGUCAUACAAGACAGACUGGGAGAAUCGGACAUUCGAGCUCAGUGUGCAAAGCUUCCGUCAGAAGCUCACAGUGAAGGCCUCCGCACCAAAGGGCACUUUCUUCUCACUGAGCUCGCCGUUUCCAGACGGCCAUCGAGAAAACUUCCUGGGCCAGAGCUUUCAGGCCACGUUUGAGGUGAAGCUCUAUGAAAGCGGUUGGUUCGGCCCUUGGCAGUUGAUACGGGAGGAUAAGUUUGCAGCCGCCAGCUUAGAAUUUGGCGGAGGUUAUUAUCCACCAGCCGGAAGCGAGCAGCGCUCACACUGAUUGUUCAUGCAAACUCCCUGCGUGUUCUCGCAGAUCCAGCGAAUGGAUGAGCGGUGAGACUGGAACGAAAAUCUGAGGGUCGAUUCAAUAGAAGAUUUCGACAUUGGCCGAAGACCUACCCAAGAUUCCGUAGUUCGACUGCAUAGCUCUUCCUUGGUUCCAAUAGCUCGCACCACCCCACAAGCUGGGCCAGAAGUUCAUCUGAACAACUCUCAGUCAACAGUUGAAUGGUGAAUGAAGAUGACUAGACAAGCUACCCCACUGAAGGAUAGCUCAAUGACACCCCUGGGUCAUAUCCUGGCCAUAAUCCCACAGCUGCUAAAUCGGGCGUAAGUUACAAUCCUUUGAUUCCACUUGAAAGCCAGGUGCUCAAAUUGGACCAUCAUAUCGCCUAAGCUAAGGCCAAGAAAGCUUAUCUUGACCAAGAAGGAUCAUGACCCUUGUUGUAAUCUGCAUCAGCAUUCACGGAGGCUUCGCGACCAAGUACCCUCAUAC